AUGUCGGCUUUCGUCAGGGUGUCGGGCCCGCCCAACUCCAACUUCCUGGUCGGCUACCCAGGCAUAUCCGCAACGCUGCCGCGCAUAGAGGGCAAGGUCGAGAUCCGGCCCCUCGUCGGCGUCUCGGCGCCGGUCAACAUCUCCCUCGUCACCAUUGCCCUCCACCGCCGCGAGACCAUCCACCCGUCAGCCGACUCGGUCACCAAGAAGCACCUCGCCGCGCCGCGAAAGGACAUCACCGACCUGGUCGGCAAGGAGAUGCUGUUGUUCCGCUGCUCGGCGGGGCGCGAGCACGAGAGCAUACUGUGCAUGGACCUGCCUUUCGUCAUCUUCAUACCCUACGGCCGCGGCGGCGAGGAAGUCGCGCGCCGUGUCCCACCCGCCAGUCUCCAGCUGCCCUCGCGCACGGCAGAGACCUUCUACGAGCUCGUCGUCACCGUCCAGCAGGGUCACAGCGAGCAGAAGAAAUACCCCUUCCCCGUACCUGUCCAGCGCUACGACACACUAUCUACAUUCGGCAUGUACAACCGCCCCGAGAGCGCAGAGCGCGUCACAGAUCAUCUCGUCACUCUUGGCAUAAGUCUCCCGCGGUGGAGCUACGGACCGCUGGAUCCAGUCUCGGUCUACAUCAAACUAUCGCCCAAUCCGGAUUGGCUCUCAAAAGCGAAGAAGGUCACAAUAAAGCAAAUCACAGUAGGGAUAGACGAGGAGAUCAUCUUCAACCACGAGGGCGACGAGCCAACCCGGAAAGUGAAGACACUGGCCAAGACUACCCAAGCAGUGGGCGUCAAGAUGCCAGAGGCAGGGUACUUUACGAAUCUGGGAUUAGUGUUUCCGGCAAAGGACUUGAGGGACAGCGAUGGCAUAAUACCAAGGGGGAAGAAGGAGUUCCCGAUGUAUGCGGUCAACGGCUUCACAACGACUGGUACUCUUUAUAAGAUUGAGUACUAUCUCACGGUGAAGGCACAAAUGAGCUCAGCGCGCGACAUCUUACUGAGACAGCCGAUCGUCGUAUGCCCUUUCGACCACGCUGGAUGUAAAGAAGAGAUGGAAGCCAUUGAGCAAGCGGCGAAAGACGCAGCACAUGUUGCGCCAGACAAUCCGAUGCUGCCAGCGAGCCACAUUGUGAGGGCGAACGAUCCAAACGGGUUGGCCGCGUUGGGAAUUGCGAUUGUUGGGGGCGUGAGGAAACCGUUGAUCGAAUGA
Macroventuria anomochaeta is the source of this 1206-nucleotide messenger RNA. RefSeq names its product arrestin domain conatining protein. The record is from RefSeq and is a predicted model, not a curated record. Gene Ontology annotation, cellular component: division septum. Lineage: Eukaryota; Fungi; Ascomycota; Dothideomycetes; Pleosporales; Didymellaceae. The coding region runs from base 1 to 1206 and encodes 401 amino acids. Gene Ontology annotation, biological process: division septum assembly. The transcript has 2 exons.